CCCACUUUGCAGUACUUGCAUAUCUCGCUGAGUGGGUUUGAGGGCUACAAUUCUUAUUUUCUUAUGUUAAGAGGUUGCAUUUCCCUUAUCUCGCCCUAGUGAUUCUAUGCUGUGGUUUCUUGUUCUCAUCUCGUUUAUUCUAGUGAGACAUGUCUCUUCUUUCAUACAACUGUGCAAUAUGACAACUUAUCACAGUGAUUGGUUCUCAUAUACUAUAGAGCCUUAGAGAAGGAACAAGACUUUCUUCUGACGGAGGAAGAUUUUUUUUUUUCUUGAUAUGGCUUCGGAAAUCACUUACGCAGAAGUGAAGUUCAAGAAUGAAUCCAACUCCUUGCACACCUACUCAGAAUCUCCUGCAGCUCCCAGAGAGAAACCUAUCCGUGAUCCAAGUAAGCCUGGUUCCCCCUCACUGCUUCUUACAUCCCUGAUGGUACUUCUCCUGCUGCUGGCAAUCACUUUCUUAGUUGCUUUUAUCAUUUAUUUUCAAAAGUACUCUCAACUUCUUGAAGAAAAAAAAGCUGCAAAAAAUAUAAUGCACAAUGAAUUGAACUGCACAAAAAGUGUUUCACCCAUGGAAGACAAAGUCUGGAGCUGUUGCCCAAAGGAUUGGAAGCUAUUUGGUUCCCACUGCUACUUGGUUCUCAGAGUUUCUUCAUCAGCAUCUUGGAACAAGAGUGAGGAGAACUGCUCCCGCAAGGGUGCUCAUCUAGUGGUGAUCCAAAGCAAAGAAGAGCAGGAUUUCAUCACUGGGAUCCUGAAGAAUUAUGAUUCUUAUUUUAUAGGGUUGUGGGAUACAGGCCAUCGGCAAUGGCAAUGGGUUGAUCAGACACCAUAUGACGAAAGUGUCACAUUCUGGCACAAUGGUGAGCCCAGCAGUGACAAUGAAAAAUGUGUUACAGUAAAUUACCGUCGGAAUAUUGGAUGGGGCUGGAACGAUAUCCCUUGCAGUGUUGAAGAGAAAUCAGUUUGUCAGAUGAAGAAAAUAAACUUAUGAAUCACACAUUCUUCAUGGGCAUUCGAUUUCAUUGUUAUCCACCAUUACAUGGACACNUGGGAAAUUCUACAGGUGGAAGAGCUGUUCACAGAAUUUAAGUGGGCAGCAAAUGGUUAUGCAUACGCUGGCCCACAUAUAUCCUUGUGCAUUUACCCACCUAUUCUGUCAUAAAAUGAACUUUCAUUGAGAAUUUUCUAUAUACCACACAGUAUACAGAGUCCCUUUUGGGCACACAUGGAACUUUUUUGCCAUCUCAUUUACUCAUGCCAUUGUAUGAUAGGUUCUCUUGAUCUAUCUGUUUCUGUUUCUCUGUUUUUUUUUUUAAAUGUCUUUGGAUUUAUUGACAUUAAAUUGAGAAGUAAAAUUAUAAAUAUUUAAGUGUCUGGAUUGAUACACACAGAUAUGUACUAUGAAAUAUAAUUAAAUAUUUACUGUCAAA
Molecule: messenger RNA, 1433 nt
Organism: Mus caroli (Ryukyu mouse)
Lineage: Eukaryota; Metazoa; Chordata; Mammalia; Rodentia; Muridae
Product: C-type lectin domain family 4 member A
Source: RefSeq, a predicted model, not a curated record